Messenger RNA from Aegilops tauschii subsp. strangulata, 666 nucleotides. The record is from RefSeq and is a predicted model, not a curated record. NCBI's taxonomy places the organism in Eukaryota, Viridiplantae, Streptophyta, Magnoliopsida, Poales, Poaceae.
AUGGCCGAAGCCCGCGCCGCCCACGCAUGCGCUUGCCGUGCCCACGGCCCUGUCUGCUGCUGUCUGCCGCAGCUCAUCGCCGGUGCCCGCGCCUCCCCGCUCGCGCUAGUCCCGGUCCCGCGCCCGCCCGCGUGCUUCGCUCCGCCCCGCUGGCCUCGUCGCCGCCCUGUGCGCUGCUUCCGCGACUGCUGCUCACCACCGCCACCGCCCACCGUGCCGACCAUCGCCCCGCCUCCCCGCGACGCUCAGGCCGCGCCGCGCGUCACAGCCGCCCACGCCCACGGCCUACCCAGCCACCCCGCGCGCACACCUACCACCGCUGGCACCCUGCGACCGCCUCGCGCUCGCCUCGCUGCGUCGCCCGCCCCCGCCACUUCUACCUGGCUGCUCCCGGCCGCCGCGCGCAGCCCCGCCUCCGCCCGGCCACGCUCCGACGCCGCCGUCGCCGCUCCCCGGCGUCCCAGCCUCCUGCCGCUGGCUGCGCCCCCUCCACCCCGUGCUUGCCGGUGGCCUCGCCGGAGGCCGCGCCCAGCCGCGUCGCCCGACCCCUGGUGCCGUGCGUGCCCGGUUCUGGCCUCCACGGGCACCCGCCCGAUAGCCAGUGCCCGCUAUGGCCUAUGGGCCACAGACACGUGGGGCCCAGCCCUGGUUUUUUUAAAAAGAUGA